Molecule: messenger RNA, 2310 nt
Organism: Lachancea meyersii CBS 8951
Lineage: Eukaryota; Fungi; Ascomycota; Saccharomycetes; Saccharomycetales; Saccharomycetaceae
Source: the annotation of a GenBank genome assembly
AUGAACAAUCUGCAGACCAAUCCGUUUGCCAACAUUGGCACCCCGAGCUUCAGUCUCUCACAGGUUCCCCAGCAUAUACUGGAGAACCUGACCCCUGUUCAAUUGCAAAUGAUUCAGCAAAAACACCAACAGUUGUUGGUGGAACGUCAAGCGCUGAUGCGAAAGCAGCAGCAGCAACAACAGGAGAGGGAGAACCUCAAAACUCAAGAAACGCAGAGAAUACAACAACAGCAAAUGCAACAAUUACAGCAGCAACAACAACAACAACAGCAUCAACAACAACAAUUACAGCAACGUCAAAUUCAGCAACAACAACAACAACAGCAACAACAACAGCAACAACAACAACAGCAACAACAACAACAGCAACAACAACAACAACAACAGCAGCAGCUACAGCAAACGUCGCCCCCGCAAUAUGCAACUAACACAGCUGGAAGUAACGUACCUACUCAGCAGCUCAAUCUCGCGCAGAGGGCCCAACUAUUGAAGGCUAAACAACAACAGUUGAACGCCCCACAGAUGCCCAGACAAACACCAAUGACAAACGUUCAACCACUUAAUUUACCACCCCAGAUUGCUCAGCUUCCACCACAAGUGCAGCAACGCGUGCUCGCAAAUCUGAAGCAGCAAGCGUUGGCCAAAAAUAACCCAGCCGCUGUGGCAGCUAUAACCGCAGCUCAACAGCAACUGGUGUCUCAGAUCCCAAGCCAGCAAGCAUCCGUAUCGCCUGUCACACAGAACUCUCCUAUUGUAUCAGGGAACGUUGUGAAUUCACGGUUACCAACUCCACCUAGCGUUCCAAUGCCUCAGCUCCCACCACUUCCAAAGUUUCAAGUUAUCUAUCAGGAUCCGCCGGAAGAGCCUUUAACAUCACUCACGUACUGGUCUGACUUGGUCAAAGCUGGAAAGACCAAUGUGAAGGACGUUGAUUCCAAUCUUUUGCUAUACGAACAGGUUCUGCGAAGAGAUCGUGAAAACUCAGAGCAGUUGAUCAAGGAGCGGAAUGGAUAUGAACCUUUCAGCAAAUAUGGAUUCAGCCACAAAGAGUAUCUCAUGAGGCUUUUGCAAGAUCUCAAUUAUAUUAAGGAACUAAAGGCGGCAAGAAUGAAAUCUAUCACAAACACUACUCAAGGGAUUGUUUCCAAGAGCAUAUGGGGCGACGGGUACUCAGGAUACGGAAAUGGGUUCAGCAAUACGGUGACGAAUGUCUCCACCGGCCUAACUGGUCCUGAUGGACGAAGGCGAACUUUCUUCGAAUUACAGGACAUAUAUCAGCAGGCUAUGAAGGAGACCUACGAAGACUUGGUUCCCAUACGAUUGGAGUUUGAUGCUGAACGCGACAACUUUUCGCUCAGAGACGUCUUCGUUUGGAAUAGAAACGAAAGUAUAGUCAGAGUCGAAGACCUGGUGACCGAAAUGCUUCAAGAUUAUAAGUUCACCCAUAACGACCAUUUCUUUGAGACACUUGUUCAGAACAUAAAAGAGCAAAUUAACGAGUUUCAGACGGAUCCUUUCAUUGAAAAUGACCGCGAUCAGGUUGGGGGUGACGACCUUCGCAUUCGAAUACAGCUGGACAUUGUGGUGGGCCAAAACCAACUUAUUGAUGGAUUCGAGUGGGACAUAUCUAAUCCCGAUAAUAGCCCGGAGGAAUUUGCCGAGGCCCUUAGCCAAGAUCUCGAGCUGCCCGGCGAAUUUACGACGGCGAUUGCCCACUCCAUCCGGGAACAGGUUCAUGCCUACCAUAAGUCAUUGGCAAUAACGGGGUAUCAGUUUGACGGCUCUGUUGUGGAGGACGAGGAUAUUCGGAGUCGGCUCUUGCCACUCAUUACUCUGGACGAGGUUUUCAGAAGCUCCACCGAGUCGAAAGUGUACACACCAAGUUUACUGAAAGUGUCUCACGCUGAGCUCGAACGAUUAGAUCGGGAUAAAGAUAGAGACACUCGUCGGAAACGCAGACAAGGUCGUUUUAGCAGACGUGGUGUGGUACCCAGCUCUGCUAUUACGCAAAACGAGACUGCCCUUCCCGAUCUCUCAGAUAUUCCAAAAACUUUCCGAAUUCCUAUACCGAGCACAACGCUACCCGGUGGAGUUGAUUUGGGGCCAUCAACCCAUUCUUACCAGCUAGAAACCAAGAUUGACUACCAGCCACUACCACAGACACUGGAUACGGUACCGUCCGAAAAUCCUGCUUGUCGCAUUAUUGAUAAUAAUCCGGGCCAGUAUCUACUAGUGAGCAUUAAACUGCCGCCGCAGUUAAACGCUGCGGCUAUCAACGCUCGCGACAUGAAAGACGUCAGAUACACCUAG